Messenger RNA from Mustela erminea (ermine), 6543 nucleotides. It is a transcript of the gene PTPRO, whose product is annotated as protein tyrosine phosphatase receptor type O. Bases 112 to 3762 code for a protein of 1216 amino acids. Gene Ontology annotation, molecular function: protein tyrosine phosphatase activity; cadherin binding; Wnt-protein binding. Gene Ontology annotation, cellular component: plasma membrane; glutamatergic synapse; GABA-ergic synapse. Gene Ontology annotation, biological process: axon guidance; negative regulation of canonical Wnt signaling pathway; peptidyl-tyrosine dephosphorylation involved in inactivation of protein kinase activity. NCBI's taxonomy places the organism in Eukaryota, Metazoa, Chordata, Mammalia, Carnivora, Mustelidae. The transcript has 27 exons. The record is from RefSeq and is a predicted model, not a curated record.
GCAGCCUCGGCGCCCACGGUCUGAGGCGGCAGCCUCAGUUCGCCAUUGUGAGCCGCCGCCGGGGGAGCUCGCACGCGCCGCGGUCCCCCCGGGGUCCCCUUCGGCACCGUGAUGGGGCACCUGCCCACGAGACCGCGCGGCGGCCGCAGCCUCCUGUCUCUGCUGUGGCUCUUUGUGCUGCUCAAGAAUGCCACAACAUUCCAUGUAACUGUUCAAGAUGAUAAUAGCAUCGUUGUGUCUUUAGAAGCCUCAGAUGUCAUGAGCCCAUCAUCUGUGUAUGUUGUGAAGAUAACUGGGGAAUCAAAAAAUUACUUCUUCGAAUUUGAGGACUUCAACAGCACUUUGCCUCCUCCUGUUACCUUUAAGGCUAAUUACCAUGGUCUUUAUUAUAUAAUCACUCUGGUAGUGGUAAAUGGAAAUGUGGUUACCAAGCCAUCCAGAUCAAUCACUGUGUUAACAAAACCCCUACCUGUAACCAGUGUUUCAAUAUAUGACUAUAAACCUUCUCCUGAAACAGGAGUCCUGUUUGAAAUUCAUUAUCCAGAAAAAUACAAUGUUUUCACAAGAGUAAACAUAAGCUACUGGGAAGGGAAAGACUUCCGAACAAUGCUAUAUAAAGAUUUCUUUAAGGGAAAAACAGUAUUUAAUCACUGGCUGCCAGGAAUAUGUUAUAGUAACAUCACUUUUCAACUGGUAUCUGAGGCAACUUUUAAUAAAAGUACUCUUGUGGAAUACAGUGGUGUCAGUCAUGAGCCCAAACAGCAUAGAACCGCACCUUAUCCACCUCGAAAUAUCUCGGUUCGUAUUGUCAAUUUGAACAAAAACAAUUGGGAAGAACAGAGUGGCAGUUUCCCAGAGGAAUCGUUCAUUAGAUCACAAGAGAUGGUGGGAAAAGACAAACUCUUCCAUUUCGCGGACGAAGCCUCUGAAAGUCCCUCUGGCAACAUUUCUUCCGGUUGGCCCGAUUUCAACAGCAGCGAGGAGGAGACUACAUCCCAGCCCUAUUGGUGGAGCAGCGCCCCCGCCACCCCUGAGAGUGAAGAUGACUUUGUCAGUGUCCUUCCCAUGGAAUAUGAAAAUAACAGUGUGCUCAGUGAGACUGAGAAAUCGACAGCAGGCUCGCUCUCAUUUUUUCCUGUACAAAUGAUCCUGAAUUGGUUACCACCCAAACCACCCACUGCCUUCGAUGGGUUCCAUAUCCACAUAGAAAGAGAAGAAAACUUUACUGAGUAUUUGACAGUGGAUGAAGAAGCACAUGAAUUUGUCGCAGAACUGAAGGAGCCUGGGAAAUAUAAGUUAUCUGUGACGACCUUUAGCUCCUCAGGAUCUUGUGAAACUCGAAAAAGCCAGUCAGCAAAAUCACUCAGUUUUUAUAUCAGCCCUUCAGGAGAGUGGAUCGAAGAACUGACUGAGAAGCCCCAGCACGUGAGUGUCCACGUCCUAAGCUCAACGACUGCACUGAUGUCCUGGACGUCUUCCCAGGAGAACUACAAUGGCACCAUCGUGUCCGUGGUGUCGCUCACCUGCCAUAAACAGAAGGAGAGCCAGAGGCUAGAAAAGCAGUACUGUACUCAGGUGAACUCAAGCAAAUCUAUUAUUGAAAAUCUGGUUCCUGGUGCCCAGUACCAGGUCGUGAUGUACCUAAGAAAAGGCCCUUUGAUUGGACCACCUUCAGAUCCUGUCACCUUUGCUAUCGUUCCAACAGGGAUAAAAGAUUUGAUGCUCUACCCCUUGGGUCCUACGGCCGUGGUUCUGAGCUGGAGCAGACCUUACUUAGGUGUGUUCAGAAAAUACGUCGUUGAAAUGUUUUAUUUCAACCCCGCAACAAUGACAUCAGAGUGGACAACGUACUAUGAAAUUGCAGCGACUGUCUCCUUGACUGCAUCUGUGAGGAUAGCCAAUCUGUUGCCAGCAUGGUACUACAACUUCCGAGUUACCAUGGUAACAUGGGGAGACCCGGAAUUGAGCUGUUGUGACAGCUCCACCAUCAGCUUCAUAACAGCCCCAGUUGCUCCAGAAAUCACAUCUGUGGAGUAUUACAACAGUCUGUUAUACAUCAGUUGGACGUAUGGUGAUGACACAACUGACCUCUCCCAUUCGAGAAUGUUACACUGGAUGGUUGUUGCAGAAGGAAAGAAGAAAAUUAAAAAGAGUGUCACACGCAAUGUCAUGACUGCAAUUCUCAGCCUGCCUCCAGGAGAUAUCUACAACCUCUCAGUAACCGCUUGCACGGAACGAGGAAGUAAUACCUCCAUGCUCCGCCUGGUCAAGUUAGAACCAGCUCCUCCGAAAUCACUGUUUGCCGUGAAUAAAACCCAGACUUCAGUGACUUUGCUGUGGGUAGAAGAGGGAGUAGCUGAUUUCUUUGAAGUCUUCUGUCAACAAGUUGGCUCAAGUCAAGAAACAAAACUCCAGGAACCAAUUGCUGUUUCCUCCCACGUUGUGACCAUCUCCAGCCUCCUUCCCGCCACUGCCUACAACUGUAGUGUCACCAGCUUCAGUCACAACAGCCCCAGUGUCCCCACAUUCAUAGCCGUCUCAACAAUGGUUACAGAGAUGAACCCUAAUGUGGUAGUCAUCUCAGUGUUGGCCAUCCUCAGCACUCUGUUAAUUGGACUGCUGCUAGUGACCCUUAUCAUUCUGAGGAAAAAGCAUCUCCAGAUGGCCAGGGAAUGCGGAGCAGGAACCUUUGUCAAUUUUGCAUCUUUGGAGAGGGAUGGAAAGCUUCCAUACAAUUGGCGUAGGAGUAUAUUUGCUUUCUUAACCCUGCUACCCUCAUGUCUUUGGACUGAUUAUCUUUUGGCAUUUUAUAUUAAUCCUUGGAGUAAAAAUGGUUUAAAGAAGAGGAAACUGACUAACCCAGUUCAACUGGAUGACUUUGACGCCUACAUCAAGGAUAUGGCCAAAGACUCUGACUAUAAAUUUUCUCUUCAGUUUGAGGAGCUGAAAUUGAUUGGACUGGACAUUCCACACUUUGCAGCAGACCUUCCGCUGAACCGAUGUAAAAAUCGUUACACAAACAUCCUACCGUAUGACUUUAGCCGUGUGAGAUUAGUCUCUAUGAAUGAAGAGGAAGGCACAGACUAUAUCAAUGCCAACUAUAUUCCUGGAUACAACUCGCCCCAGGAGUAUAUUGCCACACAGGGGCCACUGCCUGAGACCAGAAAUGACUUUUGGAAGAUGGUUCUACAACAGAAGUCCCAGAUCAUUGUCAUGCUCACGCAGUGUAAUGAGAAAAGAAGGGUGAAAUGCGACCAUUACUGGCCGUUCUCGGAAGAGCCCAUAGCUUACGGAGACAUCACCGUGGAGAUGAUCUCGGAGGAAGAGCGGGACGACUGGGCCCGCAGACACUUCCGGAUUAACUAUGCGGACGAGACGCAGGAUGUGAUGCAUUUCAACUACACAGCGUGGCCCGAUCACGGGGUACCCACAGCAAACGCGGCCGAGAGCAUCCUGCAGUUCGUACACGUGGUUCGACAGCAAGCUACGAAGAGCAAAGGCCCCAUGAUUGUGCACUGCAGUGCGGGAGUUGGCCGGACGGGAACAUUCAUUGCCCUGGACAGGCUCCUGCAGCACAUUCGGGAUCAUGAGUUUGUCGACAUCUUAGGACUGGUGUCAGAAAUGCGAUCAUACCGGAUGUCUAUGGUGCAGACAGAGGAGCAGUACAUUUUCAUCCAUCAGUGUGUGCAACUAAUGUGGAUGAAGAAGAAGCAGCAGUUCUGCAUCAGCGAUGUCAUCUAUGAGAACGUUAGCAAGUCCUAGUUCAGAAUCCAGAGCGGACAGGACAUGGUGUGAACCCAUCCUCCCUUGCUUCCAGAGUUUUUUAGGGGCCCUCCUGGCCAUUUUGCUAAGAAGAGCCCCUACUUUGUCACAUGAGGCCAAGGAGAUAAUCGGUCUCCCUGAAGCACCGGGAAGACUUAGCCUUAAAGAGCCUACAGUGUCUUUUGGACUCCUUCACUUCUGGACAUUUAAUAAUGGACCAAAUUCAACGGAACACCACAGAGGUCCGGACGCUCUGCAAAGGGCAGGAAGCACAGCACUUCCAGAGAGUUUCCUUGGCCCUUGGCUGGUUGGGCUGAGUUUUUUUGUUGUUAAGUGCAAUAAUUUUUGUAUGUGUGAUUUUAUCAGGAAGCUGGAUCGUUUUCUACCCACACGACCAACAAAGCCCGUAGCCCGAGAGAGAACAGGAAUUGUUAGUAUCAAAUUGUACCUCAUUGUUAAAAAGCAGCCUGGCCACACAUGAGGAAAUGUUAAUUCUACUUCAAGGAAACUGAACCAGCGAUAUCUGUGCUCCGGCAUUAAGCUGCUGGACCAGGAGCGGGGCGGAUGGAGGGGUGGAGAGAGAGAACGGUUCCUCCCAUAGAUCAACUGCAGAUCUUUUCCAAAUAUGAAAAGCUGUAAUUCAGCUUCAAAGUAGAGUAGAAAAAAUAUUUAAGUCUUAAUUGUUCUAGUUCUUGAUGGUUUUCUUCCUUAUUAACGGUUAAGUGUUGUUUUCCCCUGGGCCCUCUUGAACUAAUGUCACUGUCCAGAUUCUUUUUUCACCAAACCACAUCUGGUUCGGAGCAGUUUGAAGAAGGACUCUUAAGACUCCACUGCUGUCUGAGCAACCUUGGUGCCUAGAGUUUGCAUUCCUUUUUCUGUGGACCUGCAUACAUGUGAAAGCUAUUUCUCUUGAGAACUCCAUAGGCUGUGAAAACGCACUUUCCUCCCCCCCACCGAAGAGCUGGGGGUUUAUGACGUUAGGGCAAUGAACUGCAAGCAUGCUAGGACGAUAAUUUGGCUACUGUCAAAAAAGUUGGCUGUUGUCUCUAUGGACUCCAACGGAAGUUUCUUUUGGUUUUGUUUUCGUUUGGGUUGUCAGUUUCAUUUUAACCCGUGUAACUAGUAACAUUUUCUUCUUCUGGAUUUUGUAUAAUUACAGUACAUGGUUGUGUAUUGUGAUCUACAGGCUGUCAAGAGGGACACUGACAGCACUGUGAAGCCUGUUACUUUGUGUCACUUCCUUAAAAAUAAGAGCUGGUGGUAUGAAUACACCAAGGAAAGCUUUCAGAGCUGAGAGUAAACAGAAGCUGAUGGCUUCACUGUGGCUGUCCUGCCUUCCCGCGUGCGCUUCCGGAGGCUUUGUUCCCCGCGUAUCUGAUCACUACCCCUUGCCCUGGCUUCCCUUCACUCCUGAUCAUCUUCACGGAGCCAUGUACCUAGGAGCAGCUUAAUAAUUUAUCAGUGACCUUAGUGGCCGUGAAGGAUGCCAAGUGAGCAGCUCCGCACCCCACCGGCUCUUGUCACUGAGAAGGCCUGGCCACGGCAGACCUUGGCACGGUGCUUUGCAAGAGCGGGCCAGUGAGCCGCAGGUUCACCUUGCAGGGGGAGCGGCCGAGGACGCCCAGACCCCACCGCUUAACAGCUUGGGCUCCUCGGGCGGGCCUUGUCAGUUCUCUGCUCGCCGCCCUUCCUCCCCUUCUCGCCUGCCUGCUCCCACCUCCUGUUCUCACCCCUCCUGUUCCUUUCCCUUCUUGGCCAUGCGAAUAAUGUAUCGCUCCAUUCUCAGGGGCUAAAGAAAGGUGGCAAAUGGAUGUGUGAAAUUCUCAGAUUUUCACACAAGGACAGGUCCAGAGCGACGUAGGCCACCUCGGAUGGAGCCGAUAAGAUGCGUGGGUAAGCUGGAAUUCAUUUCGGUUUUGCAGACCGGAAUAUUACUCCCCCUGAAACUUAAAGCACUUCGUGAAUAUUUCAUGUUUUUCUUGAGCAUCCCUUCCGUGUCGGGAUCAAAUAGUACCUGAUCAAAUUUCCCAAAAGAGAUGUUGAAGUAUCCAGGGUUUAGCCUGAAGACUCAGAGCUGAGAGCACAGAAAGUUCCCACAAAAGCACUUUACCAGUCUUCCCUUCAGGGCUCUCCACGGCCGUCCCAUUGUUCACAGGGACACGAUUGCUCCUGCAGCUGCAGAAUUUAUAGCAGAAUUUAUAGGAAAGCAUCCAUCUGUCAGAAGGCAUGGAUUUUCAUCCCAACAGAUGCCUUGGGACUUCUCCCUCCUGAGUCUCCGUUCAUGAACUGUAGAAUGCCUUACCAUAGCUCCAGAUUUUUCAUAGAUAAAGAGUAAGAGCAUCAGUAGGAUACUCUGUGCUUUGUAGCUUGUCCUCUCAUGUACCCUAAAACUGCUUUAAUUAGCUUCAUUUCCCCUCCGGGAUGCAAUGUGAGCAUUCAGAGUAGAGGCUCCCAGGGCCUCUGUAUUAUUAAUAAGGGUUUUGUUGCUGCUGUUGCUGUUGUUGUAAUCAUUUGAGGAGCGCUACAAAAGUUCUGAACAUGGGUGCAAGCACAUAGAGGUCAUGAGAGCCUACAUGGUGCGUGGAAAGAGAGAAGACUUUGGAAUCACAAAAUAUUUGACUUUCAGAGUGUGGAGAUCCAAUCUCUUCACUGUGAAAGUCAAUUUCUAAAGUUAAUUGAGAAACUACCACGAGGGCCUAAUUUAUAAGGUUAAUAUUUAAUACCAAUCUACCCUUCACUACACAUUAUUAUAUGCUUUUAUUUAACUUGAAAAGGGAAAAA